Molecule: messenger RNA, 1990 nt
Organism: Salvelinus fontinalis (brook trout)
Lineage: Eukaryota; Metazoa; Chordata; Actinopteri; Salmoniformes; Salmonidae
Product: zinc finger protein 135-like
Exons: 1
Biological process (GO): regulation of transcription by RNA polymerase II
Molecular function (GO): RNA polymerase II cis-regulatory region sequence-specific DNA binding; DNA-binding transcription factor activity, RNA polymerase II-specific
Source: RefSeq, a predicted model, not a curated record
UCUGACUUUGUUCUUCGCACAGGAGAGAUACGGGACUAUCGUGGAUCUUCUGGGGAGCCUCAACAACCUCAUGAUGCUGACGAGGCAGAGAAGAGUCUCUCCAGAUCAGAACGCCUCAAUAAACACCAGCAGAGAUCCACAGGGAAGAGAACUCACUGCUGCUCUGACUGUGGGAAGAGAUUCACCUCAUCAGGCAUUAAAAUUCAUCAGCGAAUCCACACAGGAGAGAAACCUUAUAGCUGUGAUCAAUGUGGGAAGAGUUUUGGUCAAUCUUGCCAUCUGACUCAACACCAGAGAACACACACAGGAGAGAAACCUUAUAGCUGUGGUCAAUGUGGGAAGAGUUUUGGUCAAUCUCGCCAUCUGACUCAACACCAGAGAACACACACAGGAGAGAAACCUUAUAGCUGUGAUCAAUGUGGGAAGAGUUUUACUACAUCUGGCUAUCUGACAGUGCACCAGAGAACACACACAGGAGAGAAACCUUACAGCUGUGAUCAAUGUGGGAAGAGUUUUACUAAAUCCGGCUAUCUGACAGUGCACCAGAGAACACACACAGGAGAGAAACCUUUUAGCUGUGAUCAAUGUGGGAUGAGUUUUACUACAUCAAGCUCUCUGACUAUACACCAGAGAACACACACAGGAGAGAAAUCUUAUAGCUGUGAUCAAUGUGGGAAGAGUUUUACUACAUCUGGCUCUCUGACAGUGCACCAGAGAACACACACAGGAGAGAAACCUUAUAGUUGUAAUCAUUGUGGGAAGAGUUUUAAGACAUCUGGCACUCUGAAUGUACACCAGAGAACACACACAGGAGAGAAGCCUUAUAUCUGUGACCAAUGUGGGAAGAGUUUUACUACAUCUAGCUCUGUGACUAAACACCAGAGAACACACACAGGAGAGAAAUCUUAUAGCUGUGAUCAAUGUGGGAAGAGUUUUACUACAUCUGGCUCUCUGACAGUGCACCAGAGAACACACACAGGAGAGAAACCUUAUAGCUGUAAUCAAUGUGGGAAGAGUUUUACUACAUCUAGCCAUCUGACUCCACACCAGAGAACACACACAGGAGAGAAACCUUUUAGCUGUGAUCAAUGUGGGAUGAGUUUUUCUACAUCAAGCUCUCUGACUAUACACCAGAGAACACACACAGGAGAGAAAUCUUAUAGUUGUAAUCAUUGUGAGAAGAGUUUUCCUACAUCUAGCCAGCUGACUUCACACCAGAGAACACAUACAGGAGAGAAACCUUAUAGCUGUGAUCAAUGUGGGAUGAGUUUUACUACAUCAAGUCAUCUGAUUCGACACCAGAGAACACACACAGGAGAGAAACCUCAUAGCUGUGAUCAAUGUGACAAGAGAUACUCUAAUAAAAGGUGUUUGAUCAAACAUCAGAAAAUGCAUACAUGAAGAAGUUGUUUCAUGAUAUCAAUGAAUUAAUGUCACAAUGUAGAAUGUUUUAACAUUGUAGUAGGAGUAUUUUAAUGAUGUCACAAUGUAGAAUGUUUUAACAUUGUAGAAGGAGUAUUUUAAUGAUGUCACAAUGUAGAAUGUUUUAACAUUGUAGUAGGAGUAUUUUAAUGAUGUCACAAUGUAGAAUGUUUUAACAUUGUAGUAGGAGUAUUUUAAUGAUGUCACAAUAUAGAAUGUUUUAACAUUGUAGAAGGAGUAUUUUAAUGAUGUUCUACCUUAUCCUUAUCGUUUACCCUGUUCAAUUGAUUGCAGCAUGAUAUGGAUAUUAGCUUCAGGGGAAAAUCCAGGCUCUGAAUUGAAAGAGUAUUAUUUAACAAAAAGUGACUAACAAAAAAAGAGCUGUGUUACACUUACUGUGUUGGUGACCCACUUUAAUCAAAAUGCAGCACUUCAAAAUGUAGCUAGCUGUUUUCUACAAGUUGAAAAAGCUGCUUGUUUUAAAAAAAUACAUGUAAUAUGAUAAUUGUUGCAGAUGUUUGUGUAUAUACACACAUGAAAGCAGUAUAAUAAAUUGUUCUAUAAUCAA